AUGAUAGAAAGUGAAAAUUUUAUGAAUGAAAUCGAUAAUUUAAUAAAUGAUUCUGAAGAAGAUAAAAUAAAUAAUGAUGAAUUACAAUUUUCAAUAGCUCCUGUGGAUAUACCAAGGAAUUUUAUAAAAGAUGCAAAAACAAAAAAUAGUAAAUUAUUUGAUUUUCAUAAAGGUACGACAACAUUAGCUUUUAAAUUCAAAGAAGGGAUAAUAGUUGCAGUAGAUUCAAGAGCUUCAAUGGGCUCUUUCAUAUCUUCACCAAAUGUUGAAAAAAUUAUAGAAAUAAAUAAAAACAUAUUAGGAACAAUGGCUGGAGGAGCAGCAGAUUGCCUAUAUUGGGAAAAAUAUUUAGGAAAAAUAAUUAAAAUAUAUGAAUUAAGAAAUAAUGAUAAAAUAUCAGUUAGAGCAGCUAGUACUAUAUUAAGUAAUAUUUUGUAUCAAUAUAAAGGAUAUGGUUUAUGUUGCGGAAUUAUUUUAAGUGGAUAUGAUCAUACUGGAUUUAAUAUGUUUUAUGUUGAUGAUUCAGGAAAAAAAGUCGAAGGAAAUUUAUUUAGUUGUGGAAGUGGUAGUACAUAUGCUUAUUCUAUUUUGGAUUCUUCUUAUGAUUAUAACUUGAACUUAGAACAAGCGGUAGAACUUGCAAGAAAUGCUAUUUAUCAUGCAACCUUUAGAGAUGGAGGAUCAGGAGGAAAAGUUAGAGUUUAUUAUAUUCAUAAAAGUGGAUAUGAUAAAAUUAUUGAAGGAGAAGAUGUUUUUGAUUUGCAUUAUCAUUACACAAAUCCAUUACAAAAAGAUCAAUAUGUAAUGUAA
Plasmodium gallinaceum is the source of this 810-nucleotide messenger RNA. RefSeq names its product proteasome subunit beta type-5, putative. The coding region runs from base 1 to 810 and encodes 269 amino acids. Gene Ontology annotation, molecular function: threonine-type endopeptidase activity. Lineage: Eukaryota; Apicomplexa; Aconoidasida; Haemosporida; Plasmodiidae. Gene Ontology annotation, cellular component: proteasome core complex. The record is from RefSeq and is a predicted model, not a curated record. The transcript has a single exon.